UCUCUUUCAUGUUCCCCUCUGCAGUUCUCUCUUCACUCAGAUCUCUCUCGGGCAUUCACUACUACUAGAUCCCUUAGCACUGUGACUUUUCAGUCUAUCACUGCGCCCGCCCCGUCCAACAACUCAUCCGCCGUCUCCUCGAUCGCCCCGCCCUAAGUUGUAGACGUCAUACAUCUGUGCGCCUCCACGAUCUGACAAUUCCUUCCCGACAAGGCUGGCCGACUACUACCCACCAGAUCUUCCCUGAGCAAUCUCCAGUAAACCGACUGUCACUUCUACCUUGAAGAGGCGCUCUGCCCACCAUGUUUGCCGGCAAGCGCCUGAGCAAGGAGCUCCUAAAGAUGAAAGACCACCUCCCCCCCGGGAUCACAAUCGUCAAGUCCGACAACCUCGAGGAAUGGCAAAUGGACAUCAAAGUCCUCGACUCCAACCCGCUCUACCAGAACGAGACAUACCGACUCAAAUUCACCUUCAGCAAUAAGUACCCAAUCGAACCCCCCGAAGUCCAAUUCAUCGAAUGCCCACCCACCUCCGACCACCCCCGUCCCAUCCCCAUCCACCCACACAUCUACAGCAACGGCAUAAUAUGUCUCGAUUUGCUCAGCUCGGCAGGCUGGUCACCCGUACAGACGGUCGAGAGCGUCUGCAUGAGCAUUCAGAGCAUGUUGACCGCUAAUUCGCGCAAUGAGCGACCUCCCGGUGAUAGUGACUUUGUGUCGUAUAAUCGGAGGAGACCUAGGGAUAUCAAUUUCCAUUAUGAUGAUGAUAAUGUAUAGUGUUCUGGGGAGGGGGAGGUGAAAUCGGUGGUGGUGGUGGUGGUUGCAUUGAUAUUGGCGCGUGAUCUUGAUCUUCCAUUUCCAUUUCAUUCACAUCAUCUUCAUGUUCCUGGUUCGCUAUUUGCUUUUCUUGCUUGCUUGCUUGAUCCUUAUCAAGGCGAACAAGGAGUUUAACUGGAUUUCCGGAUGGAGCGUUGGUAUUAUGCAUGAAAUGCAUUUACGUGUGGGUUUAAUUUUCUUUUUUUCUUGUUUACUUUUUCUUUCUUUCUUUCUUUCUUUGCAGUUACAUCUCCUGUCUUAUAGAUAUUACAACAUACAUACACAUACAUAUUUCGCUACA
This is a messenger RNA of Aspergillus piperis CBS 112811, 1116 nucleotides long. RefSeq names its product ubiquitin-conjugating enzyme E2. The coding region runs from base 303 to 776 and encodes 157 amino acids. NCBI's taxonomy places the organism in Eukaryota, Fungi, Ascomycota, Eurotiomycetes, Eurotiales, Aspergillaceae. The record is from RefSeq and is a predicted model, not a curated record. Gene Ontology annotation, biological process: protein polyubiquitination; proteasome-mediated ubiquitin-dependent protein catabolic process. Gene Ontology annotation, cellular component: nucleus. Gene Ontology annotation, molecular function: ubiquitin conjugating enzyme activity. The transcript is spliced from 4 exons.